Lampris incognitus (smalleye Pacific opah) is the source of this 1140-nucleotide messenger RNA. It is a transcript of the gene gpr52, whose product is annotated as G protein-coupled receptor 52. NCBI's taxonomy places the organism in Eukaryota, Metazoa, Chordata, Actinopteri, Lampriformes, Lampridae. Gene Ontology annotation, biological process: G protein-coupled receptor signaling pathway. The record is from RefSeq and is a predicted model, not a curated record. Gene Ontology annotation, cellular component: membrane. Gene Ontology annotation, molecular function: G protein-coupled receptor activity.
CCCACCUGGACUGCAACCACAACUAUGAACCAGUCACAGCUCCCAACAGAGCCGUUGUCCACCGGCAACAGCAGCCUCGUUGACCUCCUCCCUGUGAAGGAGUCCAACCACUCGUGUCCUCUGGGCUGGGGUCGUAGCGCAGGUCUGGAGGCCUGCUUCCUGGAGACGGCCAUCAUCGUCCUGUUGACGGUCCUCAUCAUCGCCGGGAACCUAACUGUCAUCUUCGUGUUCCACUGCGCGCCGCUGCUACACCACUACACCACCAGCUACUUCAUCCAGACCAUGGCCUACGCUGACCUGCUAGUGGGCCUCAGCUGUCUGGUUCCCACCCUGUCUCUUCUCCACCACCCGGCAGAAGUCCAGGAGCCUCUCACCUGCCAGGUGUUCAGCUAUGUAAUUUCAGUCCUGAAGAGCGUCUCCAUGACCUGCCUGGCUUGCAUCAGUGUGGAUCGCUACUUGGCCAUCACCAAACCGCUGUCCUACAACCAGCUGGUGACGCCUUGCCGGCUGCGGGGCUGCAUCACCCUCAUCUGGCUGUACUCCAGCCUGGUAUUCCUGCCCUCCUUCUUUGGCUGUAAGCCCGGUUACCACGGCGACAUCUUUGAGUGGUGUGCCCACUCCUGGCCCACUUCCGCCCUCUUCACCGGCUUUGUGGUUUGCCUGCUUUACGCGCCAGCUGCUCUUGUGGUCUGUUUUACGUACUAUCACAUCUUCCGCAUCUGCCAGCAGCACAACCGAGAGAUCAGCGAACGGCGAGCUCGUUUUCCCAGCCAGGAGAUGGAGGCCGGGGAGGGGGCUGGCGGGGGACAUCCUGGAGGACACGGGCCUGACCGCCGCUAUGCCAUGGUACUCUUCCGCAUCACCAGUGUGUUUUACAUGCUGUGGCUCCCCUACAUCAUCUACUUCCUGUUAGAGAGCUCCCACGUACUGGAUAGUCCCGCCCUCUCCUUUGUGACCACCUGGCUAGCUAUUAGCAACAGCUUCUGCAACUGUGUCAUCUACAGCCUGUCUAAUAGUGUGUUCCGCCUUGGCAUGCGCAGGCUGUCGCAGACUAUCUGCUCCUUCAGCCACUGUGCCGCCGAUGACCGGGACUUUAGGGAGCCGAAACACAGAAAGAGGGCAAACUCCUGCUCCAUUUGA